Aspergillus campestris IBT 28561 is the source of this 1719-nucleotide messenger RNA. Its product is annotated as HET domain-containing protein. NCBI's taxonomy places the organism in Eukaryota, Fungi, Ascomycota, Eurotiomycetes, Eurotiales, Aspergillaceae. Bases 22 to 1719 code for a protein of 565 amino acids. The transcript has 2 exons. The record is from RefSeq and is a predicted model, not a curated record.
UUUCGGAGCAUCCCAAGGAGUAUGAAGGAAAAAAUGGGGUUUCCAUAUAACAAGCUUGACACCGACCAGAAACAGAUUCGUCUGUUAAGUAUCAUCCCCGACACGAACACCGACGCUAUAGUCAGAUGUACUAUACAGUCCGUGUCGCUGCGAGGGCAGCAACCAAAAUACGAGGCACUCUCCUACGUUUGGGGUGAUCCUAAUGCGACGGAAAGUGUCUUGGUAGAGGGAUACCGAUUUCCCGUCACACAUAACCUCUUCGCGGCAUUACGCAUGCUACGUCGGCCCAAACAGCCACGUACCAUCUGGGUCGACUAUAUCUGCAUCAAUCAGACAGACACGGAUGAGAAGAACACCCAGGUCGCCAUGAUGGGGGACAUAUAUCGCGAAGCCCGGAAGGUUAUCGCUCUCCUAGCCGACAAGUCGUUACAGUACAUGGGCAAGCCCGUUUCUUUAGAUUUGUUGCAAAUAGGAGUGACCUGGACCAUGAGAUAUGUUGGUAAGAAAUUCAAUCGGCAGACAAUGUACUGGUGGAAGCUUGACAUCACAAGUCGCUUUUCUACGCGAGCCCGUCGGAAAAAGGAGAUCUCUCUUGUCCGUGCGAGCAGUGGCAUCCUGGACUUAGUGAAGCUGCCAUACUGGAACCGGAUGUGGACCUACCAGGAAUACCAAGUGGCGACGCAAGACCCAACCUGCAUCUGCGGUAAUGUCGCUUUCAAAAUGUCGCUCAUUGACCCCGAGAGAAUCAAGCAAUUGCAUGUCGUGGCGGAUGAGAUAAAACGGAGGAAUGUGCCAUCAGCAGAGCAAGAUAAAGAGACCAGGGCGCAUUGCCAGCAGGUCCAAGAGACCACUAUGAGUAUCAAUGGUAGUGAUGAUGAUAUUCGUGGUAUUUUAUCAUCACCGCAAGAUUACCAGCGACAGGACCUCACACGGGUUCCGUUCGCCUGGAGCCUUGUUUUGACCAACCACCGCCAGUGUUCCGAUCCCCGCGACAAAAUCUAUGGUUGCUACAGUUUCUCCCCCCAGGUGCAGAAGGUGUACCCGCCGGACUACAGGAAGCCCGCUGAGCAGGUUUUUCUAGAGACAACGGAGUACCUCGUCAAUCGUGAGCGCAUGGGUACUAUGUACCAUUUCCUGUCUCUCCGGGGUGAUCAUCUGACAGGGAGCCUGCCGUCAUGGCUUCCUGAUUACACGAAGUUAUCCUACCGGAUGAUACAAUCACAGACAAUCCCUUGGGAGAUCCACGAUGACCUUUGGGACCCGGUCAAGGGCUGUCUGCCGCGCGUGUCACAUGAUCUAUCUACUUUGCAUCUGUGGGUACGCAAGGCCGGAUACUGUACAGCGGUAUUCAAGUUCGGGUCUGAUUUGGAGACGGUUGCUUCGCAGAUUAUUGACGCCAUUACUGACGAACGCCAUGUGCUGUGGAUAGAGGCCUGGGAGCCAGGAUCUGUUCACAGGAGGUUCAUCGAUGCUUGUAUCUUCAAUACCAACCGAUACGGAGACUUCAAAACGGAAGAAAUCCUAGAAGCUCUACACCAGGUCGCUCGGGGGUUUAGACCUGAGCGGGACACGAGACAGAGGCUAUGCUCGGAUAUGUUAAGAAAUCAACUCCCGGUGAAUUACGGAAAGCUCGUGCUACAGGUACAGGACUCUUGGGGCCGUGCCUUUGCUAUUAGGCAGCUAGCAACAGCGACUGGUGGCAUUAUCACAGGUGUUUAG